AUGGGUAACAUCUGCAGUUGCUGCGGAUGUGGCUCCUCCCGCAAUGCCAACUACGAGCCUCUCUUGCUCGACAAUGAGCGAGAUGCCGUAGCAGACCUGCUUCAAUACCUCGAGAACCGCUCCGAGACCAACUUCUUUACCGGCGACCCUCUGCGAGCAUUAUCGACACUUUCCUUCAGCGACAAUGUGGACCUGCAGAGGAGUGCAGCGCUUGCGUUCGCCGAGAUCACGGAAAAGGAAGUGCGUGAGGUUGGUCGAGACACGCUCGAGCCCAUCAUGUUCCUCCUGCAGAGCCACGAUGUCGAAGUGCAACGAGCCGCCAGCGCCGCUCUUGGCAACCUCGCCGUCAACGCUGAGAACAAGCUUCUCAUCGUCAAGCUCGGUGGUCUUGAACCUCUGAUCCGCCAAAUGCUCAGCCCCAACGUCGAAGUGCAGUGCAACGCUGUCGGGUGCAUCACCAACCUCGCCACUCACGACGACAACAAGACCAAAAUCGCAAAGUCUGGCGCCUUGGUGCCUCUCACCCGUCUCGCUCGCUCCAAGGACAUGCGUGUGCAGCGCAACGCGACCGGCGCCCUGCUUAACAUGACACAUAGCGAUGAGAACCGUCAGCAGCUGGUCAACGCUGGUGCGAUUCCCGUUCUCGUUGGUCUACUUGGAAGCUCGGACACCGACGUUCAGUACUACUGCACUACCGCCCUCAGCAACAUUGCCGUCGACGCUGCCAACCGUAAAAAGCUCGCUCAAACGGAGCCCCGACUCGUUCAGAACCUGAUUGGCUUGAUGGAGAGCAGCUCGCUCAAGGUGCAGUGCCAGUCGGCGCUGGCGCUUCGUAACCUCGCCUCGGACGAAAAGUACCAGAUCGAGAUCGUGCGCUCCAACGGCUUGCCUCCUCUCCUGCGAUUGUUGCGGUCCUCGUUCCUGCCUCUCAUCCUGUCCGCCGCUGCAUGCGUGCGAAAUGUUUCGAUCCACCCUGCCAACGAAUCACCCAUCAUCGACGCCGGCUUCUUGCACCCGCUCAUCGACCUGCUCAGCCACGAGGACAACGAAGAGAUCCAAUGCCACGCCAUCUCGACGCUUCGCAACCUCGCCGCUUCGAGCGAACGCAACAAGACCGCGAUUGUCGAAGCCGGCGCUGUGGAACGCAUCAAGGAGCUGGUGCUCAACGUGCCGCUCUCCGUUCAAAGCGAGAUGACCGCCUGCGCAGCCGUGCUUGCGCUUUCGGAGGACCUCAAGCCGCAGCUGCUCGAGAUGGGCAUCUGCGAGGUGCUCAUCCCGCUCACUGCCUCGCCGUCCGUCGAAGUGCAGGGCAACUCUGCAGCGGCACUCGGCAAUCUUUCCUCGAAAUCGGACGACUAUGCGCCCUUCAACGCCGUGUGGUCGACCCCUGAAGGCGGACUGCACGGCUACCUCAUUCGCUUCCUCGAGUCGCAGGACUCGACGUUCCAGCACAUUGCCGUGUGGACCAUCGUUCAGUUGCUUGAGUCGGGCGAUGCGCAGCUCGAGGAGUCGAUCCGGGCGUCGGAUCAGCUGCUGCCCUUGAUCCAGCAGCUCGCCUCGCUCUCGGCGGAUCAGAGCGCCGAGGAGGAGAGGACCGAGGGUGGUGGUAGCGACGAUGGGACCAGUGCGGAGGGCGAGAUCAGUUCGCUGGCUAGGAGGAUCCAGGAGAUGAUCCUGGAACCUCAGCAGUAA
Kalmanozyma brasiliensis GHG001 is the source of this 1692-nucleotide messenger RNA. Its product is annotated as Armadillo. The record is from RefSeq and is a predicted model, not a curated record. Bases 1 to 1692 code for a protein of 563 amino acids. Lineage: Eukaryota; Fungi; Basidiomycota; Ustilaginomycetes; Ustilaginales. The transcript is spliced from 2 exons. Gene Ontology annotation, biological process: nucleus-vacuole junction assembly; vacuole inheritance. Gene Ontology annotation, cellular component: fungal-type vacuole membrane. Gene Ontology annotation, molecular function: protein-membrane adaptor activity; protein binding.